UUUGGGGGUCUAUAUAUAUAUAAAGGUUUUGGUGCAUGAACUUGGAAUAAGCCAACAUAGCUAGUGAACAUCAUUAUACCACACUAAGUCACUAAGAUAAAACGAAACACUCCCAAAAUGUCUCUUCCAUUUACACUUCUCCUUCUAUUGAUAUUUUCAACAUCGCCUUCUUAUUUCAUAUCUCUCGCACACUCCAAAGUUGCCCGACUUGCGAUUUCUCCAACAACGCUAAAGAUUGCACCUGAUGGAUCAACACAAAAAGUAGAUGCAUCUGACCUUAAGAUGUUCUAUUUUAAUCAGACCCUCGAUCACUUCACAUUCACACCCAAAAGCUACAUGACUUUUCAACAACGAUACGCCAUUGAUUCUACGCACUGGGGUGGUGCUAAAGCAAACGCGCCGAUCUUAGCAUUUCUUGGAGAGGAAUCGUCAUUAGAUUCUGACUUGUCUGCCGUUGGCUUUCUUCGUGACAACGGUCCCCGCUUUAAAGCGCUCCUCGUCUACAUAGAGCAUAGGUAUUAUGGUAAGACGAUGCCAUUUGGAUCAGCAGAAGAAGCUUUGAAGAACGCAAGUACGUUGGGGUAUUUGAACGCAGCACAAGCCCUAGCAGACUAUGCAACAAUUCUCUUGCACGUUAAGGAGAAGUACUCUACCAAACACAGCCCUAUCAUUGUCAUAGGAGGAUCCUAUGGUGGAAUGUUAGCGGCAUGGUUCAGGCUAAAAUAUCCACACAUAGCACUUGGAGCAUUAGCAUCUUCAGCUCCUCUUCUCUACUUUGAAGAUACUCGUCCUAAGUUUGGUUAUUAUUAUAUCGUAACCAAAGUUUUCAAGAAAACAAGUGAAAGAUGUUAUAACACAAUCCGUAAAUCUUGGAAAGAAAUCGAUAGAGUUGCUGCCAAACCCCAAGGUCUCUUGAUUCUCAGCAAAAAAUUCAAAACUUGCGCUCCAUUGAACGGAAGCUCCAAUAUCAAAGACUUUUUGAACACGAUAUAUGCCGAAUCCGUUCAAUACAACCGGGGUCCUAGUUAUUGGGUUACCAACGUGUGCAAUGCAAUCAAUGCCAACCCACCAAACAGUAAACAUGAUUUACUCGACAGGAUUUUUGCCGGUGUUGUCGCUUUAGUAGGCAACCGAACUUGCUAUGAUCCCAAUAUGUUUGCGCAGCCAACAAACAAUGUUAUCGCAUGGAGAUGGCAGAGCUGCAGUGAAAUUGUUAUGCCGGUGGGAUAUGACAAACAAGAUACCAUGUUCCCGACAGCACCGUUUAAUAUGACCAGUUACAUUGAGGGCUGUGAAUCAAAUUACGGUGUCCCACCUAGACAACAUUGGAUCACAACGUAUUUCGGCAUUCAGGAUGUCAAGUUAAUCCUCCGAAAAUUUGGGAGCAACAUAAUCUUCUCCAAUGGGUUGUCAGAUCCAUACAGUGUGGGCGGAAUUUUGGAGGAUAUUUCAGAUACUGUAGUCGCCAUCACAACGAAUGGUUCGCAUUGUCAGGACAUUACCUUGAAGAGCAAAGAAGAUCCGGAGUGGCUGGUGAGGCAAAGGGAGAAAGAAAUUAAAAUAAUUGAUUCUUGGAUUUCAACGUACCAAAAGGAUCUGAGAGAUCUUAACAUAUCAAUCUAAAGUUUGUUUGGUUAUAGUAUAAAGCAAUAAAAUAUAAAUCAAUAACUACUUACGUACAUCCGUAGUAUUAUUGCAAUAGUUACUGAGAUUGUACUGGGAUUGGGCUAGACUUUUGAAUAUUUUAUAAGUAGUUGCAGUUGCUUUUCAGUCUCUCUCAGUCCACGACGUGAUGAGAACGCUAUGGUAGAAGACCAUUGUACGCUAUACAGACUUUGAGACUUUGAAAAAAGGAAAUGUUUUAUCUA
This is a messenger RNA of Camelina sativa (false flax), 1868 nucleotides long. The record is from RefSeq and is a predicted model, not a curated record. NCBI's taxonomy places the organism in Eukaryota, Viridiplantae, Streptophyta, Magnoliopsida, Brassicales, Brassicaceae.